AUGGAAGUGACUGUCAAAUCUGAGUCCCUAGAAAUAGUGGAAGAAGCUCAAAGAAAGGCAACUUAUGAGGUCAGCAUAUCUCUCAGCUACUUCUUGAAUUACCUCAAAGAAAUGCAGCAAUCAGACACACAGCUCUUGCUACUUUCCAUUGCAGCUGGUGCAGGAUAUCAAGUUAUAAAUAGUACUUUUCAGUAUCUCCUGGGGUGUGAUGAAUUAAACUUCCUAUUGGAUGAAAUGCAAACUGCCCUAAACAAAUAUCAUGAGCUCAAAAAUAUUUGUGACUACAGAGCUCAGGCAUUCCUGGUGCUCACAGGUCUGACAGCCACAGUUGGAAUCACAGCUAUUUCUCCAAAAGAGAAAAUACAACGUAUGGCAUUAAUGAGACAGCACAUGGAACAAUCAUUGUCUAAAGAAGUUGUACAUGUCCUUACCAAACCUGGAGCAGAUCAUGACUGGGAAAAUCUAGAGAAAGACUUGAAAUCACUCAUAGAUGGAGAUUAUGAAGCCACCAUCUCUUCUUUGCAAAUGGACAAGGUCAGAAAACAAUUGCAAAGUCUCUUCCAUGGAAAGAAGCAGACCCAUAAACACGAUGCUGAUGAAGAUAACAAAUGGGAAGUGACAGAAAAUGGAGCUUUCCUAGACUUACUCCAGCGUCUAGGUCUAGAACAAUUACCAAAAAGAAUGACCAGAGCUAACUUUCAUCUGAUCUAUAAGACCUCUGUGUACAACAACCAGCAAUCUGAACAAGAGCUUCCCUUCUAUUUCCUGCAGAAGCUACUGAUGCUGGAUUAUGGGCUGAGACACCUGGUCUUCAAAGAUAAUGGAAACUCUGAACACCAAGUUUAUCAAAGUGUUUCAAAUGAGAAAUAUGAGGAUUUUGAUCCAUAUGAGACUUACUUGAAGACAGUGAACGUUUCACUAUCUGCAGCCACUAAGUCCAGACCCCACAUUCACCCAAUGGAUAUUCAGAUGGCAAUUUUUCACUGUGCAGAUGAUCUUGCCAGACAAUAUAUUUUGGCCACUUCCAUUUGUCAAUUUGCCCUCCCCCUGUUGGUGCCUAAUCCCUGCACAUCUCAAAUUGAAUUCUCUCUCUGGUCUCUUAGUCAAAUAAGGAAAAGUUGGCAUCAUACAAAGAAAUCACCACAAGGGAAGAAGAACAUCUACAAAAACCAGCAGAUGUGUCAGGUCUCUACCCCCAUUGUGUCCUUUAUUAGAGUUGGAAAUGGCCUCUCUGCUUCCAAAUCUCAGAUCAUGAACUGUCUUCUCAGUAUACGUAAACAUGAUGUGUUUUUUCAUCGACACUGCAGAGGAAGCAGCAAAGACUGCCUCUUGAUGGAAGGCGUGGUAGAAAUCUGCUGGUUCUGUCCUGGGGGGGAAGAGGAGGACAGAUUUGACAAUUGUGUGACCUUCACCAAUCUUCAUGGAGAUGCAAAGGAACAUAGGAGGCAACUCACCUUCUUGCAGGAUGCCUCAUCUCUCAUUGUGGUCCUCAUGUCAGCUUCUGAUGACAAUAAAGAAAACCAAAAAAUUGUCCGUGACCUAUGCCAGUCGCCAAGACCUUUGAUCUUCUUGCUUGAUGACAAAGAAAAAACUAUGGCCAAUAAUUCUGGUAGAAGAGUGAGAAUUGGUAUCAGGAACAGAAAUGAGGCGGAGUUAACAGAGGAGCUAACAAUGACAAUAAAAUGUUUGCUAGAGCUCUCUGAUACUGCUCUCACCUUAGAGGACUGUUCCCAGAUUGCUCACAAACAAGGAUUCCUUAUUGAUGAAGACCAGAAAGAUUGCAAGGAAGCCAAAGAAAAGGCACAGACUAUCAUGGCCCUCUUGGGAGAAACAAAAUUAUCUCAGAUAAAGGAAACCUUACUACCUCUUCAGGGACAACUCUGGCAUCUUUGGUGUAAGAAGGACAAAGAAUUCUAUCAUCUAAGAGAAAAAGGAAAUCGCAUUGAACAACACAAGAGUGAAAUUGAGACAGAUAAACGAAUAAUACGGCUGCAACAGUUGGAAAAAGCCUUUCCUCUCAAUGAUUUAAUGCGAUCUGUCCUUGAAAUUCUCCAAGAACAUUCAGAAACCCACACCAAACUCUACUUCUUUACAGUGGUUGAGUGUGUUUUGGACAAUCUGACUGCAGGACACUUGGAAAAACUACGUGAGCUUCAAAGAUCUUUGUGGUCACAGGUACAAACAGAAAAGCAAAAGGCACAAAACAGCAACUCCCUGAAACUCUGGCAAAAUCAGAUAGAAGCCAUCUCCACAGAGAUUCAUGAUUGUACCUUGGGAAUUGAGCAACUUCUCAGAGAAGUUGGCCAGAUCUAUGAAGCUCUGGAAGAAACUUCUUCCACAAGAGAUAAUGUUUUUCUCUCCCUUCCCCAAAUUGCUGCAGAUCUGAUGAUAUCUGGCGUUCCCAUUGAGCUGAUGGACGGGGAUGCUUCAUACGUCCCUCUAAAGUGGGUGGCAGCUGUAUUUGACAAGAUCUCUGAGAAACUCGGAGACAAACGGCUCUUUGUUCUCUCUAUCCUUGGCCUGCAGAGCUCAGGGAAGUCCACCCUGUUAAAUGCCCUUUUUGGGCUGCAGUUCACAGUUAGUGCAGGUAGGUGUACUAGGGGGGCCUACAUGCAGCUCCUAAAGGUGGAGGAGUCAUUCACAGAGGAACUUGGCUUUGGACUUUCUGCUGGUUGUAGACACAGAAGACUUCGGGCCCCAGAAAUCAACAACAUCCAGAAUUGGGACAAUGAACUGGCCACCUUUGUCAUUGGGCUUGGAAAUUUGACUCUGAUCAAUAUUUUUGGAGAGAAUCCAUCAGAGAUGCAAGACAUACUACAAAUAGCUGUCCAAGCCUUUCUAAGGAUGAAACAAGUAAAAAUCUUCCCAAGUUGUCUCUUUGUCCAUCAGAAUGUUGGGGAAGUUACAGCCAAAGACCAAACUAUGGAAGGACAAAGGUGCCUAGAGCAGAAACUAGAUGAAAUGGCAGUAACAGCUGCUGAACAAGAAGAGUGCUCAAAUGUAACUCACUUCAGUGAUGUCAUUAAGUUUGAUGUCAAUACUCACAUCUACUACUUUGCUCACCUCUGGGAUGGCAAUCCCCCAAUGGCCCCUCAUCCUCGCUAUAGCCACAAUGUGCAGGAAUUGAAAAAAGUUCUUCUGACUGCGGAACAGGAAUCCAGGGGAAGCAUCAUAAAAAUAUCAGAUGUAAAAUUCAGAGUUCAAGAUUUGUGGAGAGCCCUGGUAAAUGAGAACUUUAUUUUCAGUUUCAGGAAUACCCGCGAGGUCAUGGCCAUGAGCAAACUGGAAACCAUGUACAACCACUGGACCUGGGAGUUGCGGAGUCACAUGUUAGACUUGCAGAACCAGCUGAUCAACCAGAUUCAGAAUGGAAAGAUUCAGACACUCGAAACAAGCAUAGUUGAGGCUUCAGUUACAGAAAAAUACACAGCAAUCAAACAAGAACUUGAAAAAUAUUUUAAUGAAGACCCAGAUAAUGAAAUACUGGUUCAAUGGAAAGCAAAUUUUGAAAAUAAGCUAGUAAUACUUAAAGAGGCACUUAUUUCAGAUAGUAAAAGAAAAGCCAAAGAACUUAUUCAUUUUAAGAAAAAUCAAGAAAGACUGGAUAAGAAAAAGACAGGUUAUGAAAAUGAAUUACUAGAAAGGAGCCGAAAGUUAGCUUUAACUGUAAAGGGUAAAGAACUGAGUGAGGAAGAGUUACAUGAGAAAUUCAGCCAACUUUGGAAAAAGUGGGUCUAUGACGUAUCCUCAGAUCUCCCUCAAAUCAUAGAACCUGAUAUUGACGUGGACUCUGAAAGCAUCCUUUGGGAGUUUUUCAAAAAGGAGAUAAACAUGGUGGACAUACUAAAGAGAAAAUCUGGAGAAAAGUUUCAAAUUAAUUAUGAUGAACAUGUCAAAAUGAGUAAGAAAUAUAACUUCAUGACAAGGACAUUAAAGGCCUGCGAUAGAGAGUCCAUUAAUAUGACAACUGACCGCAUUAUUUCAAGAUUCAAUGAAACUAUUAACAAUAUGCGUAGGCAACAAUGUGAUUACAAUACAAGUUAUUUCCAUGAAAUCCUGAGAAUAAUAGAUGAGGAAGUGAAAUCUGCACCCACUGAAGAAAGAUACACGUUUACAAGCAAGUACAACAUUGAGUUAUCUUUGUGUUUAUUCCAAAGAGCAUGUAAGAGUUUUAAGGAGAUGCACAGGGCAUUUAAGAGAGCAAAUGAUCCUGUAAACUAUCUGGAAAGCAAGAAAGAUGAUUUCUUCAUGAGUUUUAAGAUCUCUUGCCAAGGAGCCACCUCCAUCAAAACAUUUGUUGAUUUUCUGUGGCACAAGCUCACCCCUGCUGUCUCUGCUACCAUAUGGGGAAAAAUGGUCAUUAAAAUUGCUGGGGACAUGCGAGCUACCUGCCCUGCAUUCAAUGGAAACAGGGCUAACCUGGAAAAACACAUUCUCAUCUCUCUGGCAGAAGAAGAAAACUUUGAUAACUAUUGGCAAUAUCUUCAUUAUACAAAAUCUUUUUUUAGCAGUUACAUUGAAAACCAUAUUAAAAGAUACUGUUCAAAUGAAGGAGGUGAAAAAGUAAAGACUUUUUUAAAAAUAAGUUUAGAUGACAUCAGGAAUGCCAUCCUUUCUGCCAUUCGUGAGUCCACGGCAGUAGCUAAAGAUAAAAGCAGCACUGCAUCUGGGUGGUUGGAUUUGUUCUGUGAUCAUCUGGGGAGCAACUUGAUCUUUCCACGAAGAGGACUGAUAAGCAUUGAACACCAAGAGAUAAAUGAUAUUGAGUUUCUCAAAGAAGCCAUGAGUGCAGCUUUGGAUCCUGCAAUGAAGAAAGUGGAAGAGAAUUGUUCAAGUAUGCCUACAGAUGAAAUGGUUCCAGAAAUUGAGAAAAUCCUUUCUGAACAUCUCUGUGGAUGCUGGAAACAAUGUCCCUUAUGUAAUGCGAUUUGUACCAACACAAUUCCUACUCAUGAAGGGGACCACAAUGUUCCAUUUCACCGUCCUCAGGCUGUCAAUGGAUGGCAUAAACAUAGAACAGACCACUUCGUCAUUGAUUGCUGUACUAGUUCAGUCGCAAGUGAUCGUUUCAUGCUUUUGGGAAAUGACCGGAAAAUCCCAUAUAAGAACUAUCGGCAGGCAGGAGGUGAUUAUGCCACAUGGAGCAUCACUCCAGAUUCAUCCACCCAGCCAUACUGGAAAUGGUUUGUCUCACACUUCAGAUCAAAGCUAGAAGAAAAAUAUCAGAAAAAAUUUACAGACACAGAAAUUCCUGAUGCAUGGGCCAAAAUUACAAAGCAGGAUGUGCUUGAUGACUUGAAAAAACAAUGA
Molecule: messenger RNA, 5310 nt
Organism: Castor canadensis (American beaver)
Lineage: Eukaryota; Metazoa; Chordata; Mammalia; Rodentia; Castoridae
Source: RefSeq, a predicted model, not a curated record